CAUCACAUCCUCUUCCAGCCCCAAACGCCUCUCUCCGUAAUUUGGCUUUUUUAACCACUUUUCUCUCAUCCGCUCACCGUUUCUUUCUCCGCCCCAUAACAUCAGCGUGAGGCGCGUGCCAUCCACGCUCUCCACAGGUCGUUUCUCCCCCUAUUCUCCACUUCUCUCCCUCCCCGAGUUUUCUUUCUCUCGCUUUCUUUCUGUAAAACCAUUGCUAGGGUUUUGGCUAAUUAGGGCUGAACAAGUAAUUAUUGCUUCCGACUUCUACUGAAUAUGCAAUUCGACUGUAACCAAUACAAUGACUGAGAAAUCUAAGAAACAAAAGAAGGCAAUAAUUAGCGAAGAAGACAUCUCGACUCUCCUGCAAAGGCAUUCAGCGAAUACAGUGCUGGCAUUGCUUCAAGAAGUGGCCCAAUUUGGAGGAGUGAAGAUCGAUUGGAAUGCGCUCGUUAAGAAGACGACGACGGGGAUUUCAAAUGCGAGAGAGUACCAGAUGCUAUGGAGGCAUUUAGCCUAUCGUCACGCCUUGCUUGAAAAAUUGGAAGAUAGAGCUCAGCCUCUGGAUGAUGACAGUGAUUUAGAGUAUGAAUUAGAAGCAUUUCCGGAUGUUAGUAGUGAAGCAUCAAUUGAGGCUGCUGCUUGUGUCAAGGUGCUGAUUGCUUCUGGUUUACCAAGCGACUCUGUCCACCCAAAUAGCACAACAGUUGAGGCUCCCUUAACUAUAAAUAUACCUAAUGUGCAAGCAGUCAGAGCUACAUCAGAAAAUUCACAAUCUGCUGCAUUGAGAGGGAUGAAUAUUACAGUUCCAGUUUCUGUUCAGAAACAGCCUCUGCCUGCAGUAACAUCCACCGAAGGAUUGGAUGCAAAUGGAUCUGCAAGUGGCACUCUACCUGCACGAAGAAAAAGAAAACCAUGGUUAGAAUCAGAGGACAUGGAACUGAUUGCUGCUGUACAGAAAUAUGGUGAGGGAAAUUGGGCAAAUAUCUUACGAAGUGAAUUCAAGUGGGAUAGAACAGCUUCACAGCUAUCUCAGAGGUGGGCCAUCAUUCGUAAGAAGCGACUUGGCAACUGGAAUAUGGGAGGUAACACAAACGGUGUGCAAUUAACUGAGGCACAGAGAGCAGCACGACAUGCAAUGAAUUUAGCCCUUGAUCUGCCAGUUAAGAAUACAUUUGCAAAUAACUCUGGUGAAACUUCGUCUUCCCAACUCCAGUCUCAACGCCCCUUUGCAACGAAAUCAUCUUCAGUGGGACCUUUGGGUUCUACUGUUAACUCUCAAGUAGCUGUGCACAAACCAGUGAAGCUUGAUUUUAGUUCAAAUCCAGUACGAGCUGCUGCUGUUGCUGCUGGGGCCCGUAUUGCUACUCAAUCAGGUGCUGCUUCAUUGCUCAAGGCUGCUCAGGCAAAGAGUACUGUUCAUGUCAUACCUGCAGCUGGUUCUUCAAAAUCAUCCAUGCCUGUUGGUGCAUCCAGCCACUCUGAUGCUCAUCCUAACGUUCACUUCAAUGACCUGGCAGCUGCACCAUUUUCCACCCAUCCAGUUGUCUCAUCCAAUGGGCCACAGCUUGCUUUGGAGAAAGCUUCCUCGCCAACCACUCUUCCUACUCCAAUUUCUGGUGCGACUGUGAACAUGUUAUCUGAACUGGCUGAUGCUGAACUUCAGUCAAAGCAAGAUGCUGAAACUACUGGAGAGAUGAAAAUUUUGUCAGAGGAUGUGACAAAAGAGCAAGUCGAAGAACAAGGAGGCUUGGUCUCUGGAAAUGUUUCAAGUGAGCAAGUUCAAGUAGGAAAAGCAGCCUUGCUAAAACCAGAAGCAGAAUUUAAAACUCAAUUGGAUGUUGUCCAGAGUUCUAAUGCUUCACUGAAAGUGAAAAUGGGCGAAAAGGACAUGAUGGAUGGUGAUAAGAGCACAUGUUUAACGGUUGGAAAAGAUGAAAAUCAAUCUGCAGUUAAGGAGAAUGGUGACAAUCAAAGCACAAGGGUUAAACAAGCGGAUCUGCCAAGCAUGGCAACUGAUGAAUGCAUUGAAAACUUUGAAGCUGUAAGCAAAGCAAAAUGUUGCAAUGUGAUCACAGCGGAAGAAGGUUAGAGAAUCUUUGUAAAGUAGCAGGAAAUUUAUUUCUUUUUUCCUUUUUCAGGCUAAUCUUGAAUUUGCGUUUAAUUAACUUGAGAAAUUAGCUAGUGUACAUUAGUUACAGAAUUUUGUGGAAAGUAAAUGACUAAAUACAUAUUUUUGUUAUGGUGC
This is a messenger RNA of Manihot esculenta (cassava), 2245 nucleotides long. RefSeq lists its product as uncharacterized. The transcript has 6 exons. Bases 299 to 2089 code for a protein of 596 amino acids. The record is from RefSeq and is a predicted model, not a curated record. NCBI's taxonomy places the organism in Eukaryota, Viridiplantae, Streptophyta, Magnoliopsida, Malpighiales, Euphorbiaceae.